AUGGCCGCCAAUGACCGAGAGCCGGCAGCGUCUUUGCCUACAGCGCCAGAAACCACCGGGGAGGACGCUCCUCUGCUCGUUAAUAUUCACUUUGUCUCCCCAUCCGAAGGCGUCCCCGAUGACCUUGACUUUCAAGGCCUCCCAGCUACAACGACGGUCGGGCAACUAAAGGACAAGAUCCGCGAUGUUCUUACGAUGCACCCGGCUCACGAUGAGCAACGCAUCAUCCACCAAGGCCGAUUGCUCGCCCGCGAGAGUGAUACCUUACUAGAUGUCUUUGGUGAAGACAAGCUUCGCACAGGCGACCAACAGCCUCUUCAUCUCGUGGUCAGAACUUCCAACCACCACCCGUCUGGCCCUACUUCCUCCUCUCAACCCGGAACGAUUUUAAGCCAAAAUGUUCUUAGGGAGCGGAGGAUAACGCAGCAAGACGCCUCAUCACAGAACGAUUGGCGUGCUGACGUACAGCGGACGCAAGCCCGGAUUGACGCUUUGCGCAAUUCGGCUCCUUCAGCAGUGGCAUCAGCUACAGAUGAACAGAUUCGAAACAUCUAUGAACAUAUGACCGGAUCUGCAGCCGGGAUAUCAACCUCUGAUCCAACGAACGGAGCAGCUACGGUGUCUCACCCACAGUCCCAGCCGCAGAGAGAACAAGCGGAGGUGUAUAUUCUUUCCUCUCCGACUGGCCCAAGAGGUCUUCUUGUCAAGAACGGAUCGGAGCUGUACGCCACACCAGGAACGUUCCAGAGCCAUCAUGCCUUCACCCUCCCGCAGCCACCCUUGUUAUACCCCGGAGUUGUUCAACCAGCCGCGCUCAACUAUCCUCCAUUACACACGGCACCGCCAGUCCAGAACCAGCCACAGAGACCACAAGGGCAACACCAACCAGUGCAGGUGAGGAUCAGGAUCGACCAUCGAGCUGUUGGACAUGGAAUAGGACAUCCAAACAAUGCCGUCGGAGCCGCCGCAUUGGUUGCUGCAGCGUGGCCUCAUAUAUGGCUGGUCAUUAGGUUGAUCUUCUUCAUAUGGUGGUUUACGUCUAACGACUCUUCUUGGACUCGAGUAUUUACCAUGGCGGCCCUGGCCGCUGGCGUCCUCGUCAUGAACGCGGGUUUCCUGAAUCGAUUUGCCCACCAAGCUCUUGGGCCGAUUAGACAACAUCUUGAUGGACUACUUCAUAUGGCUGACCCGAAUCAGCAGCGACGCCAGCAUGUUCCGCAACCUCAAGCACCCCCACCUGCGGGCGCGAAUGGUGAGCCUGGCGUGGGUCUUGUCGGAUUACACGAGCGCCGAGAUAUCGACAAUGCUGGGGCCGUCCACUUGGUCAAUUUCUUCCGCCGCAUUGAAAGAGCUGGCCUCUUGUUUCUGGCCAGUAUCGCUCCUGGGGUGGCUGAGAGGCAUAUUGCACAGCUCGAAGCACAUGAGCGUGCUGAGCGUGAGCGGAGAGAAAGGGAAGAAGCUGCGGCAGCGGCAGCGGCAGAAGCAGCAGCAGCAGCAGUAGCCGCCGCCGCCGCCAACGAGCAAGGGAUCCAGCAGCAAGAAGAUCAAGCCGAGCAACCGGCCAACAACGAUGCUGGCAGUCCUGCACACCACCCGGAACAUGCGCCGGAGCGAGCAAUUCCUCUCCAGGCUUGAUUGUUGUUGAGUGGUUGUAUCAUUACGGUGAGUUGCACGGAUAACGCUCAAUUUAAGUGGCGGUAGUGAUCUAUCUAGCGUACGUUUAGACUUAAUGAUCAUUUUGGUCCUUCUUUGGACAAGAACAAGUGUAACUGGGGUGUCGCACGGUUAAUAGCCCUACGAUAUGGGAACUUUAUAAACGGACUAAGCUGGCAGG
This is a messenger RNA of Neurospora tetrasperma FGSC 2508, 1834 nucleotides long. RefSeq lists its product as uncharacterized. The transcript has 2 exons. The coding region runs from base 1 to 1635 and encodes 544 amino acids. Lineage: Eukaryota; Fungi; Ascomycota; Sordariomycetes; Sordariales; Sordariaceae. Gene Ontology annotation, biological process: endoplasmic reticulum unfolded protein response. The record is from RefSeq and is a predicted model, not a curated record.